Aureobasidium vineae is the source of this 2499-nucleotide messenger RNA. The record is from the annotation of a GenBank genome assembly. Lineage: Eukaryota; Fungi; Ascomycota; Dothideomycetes; Dothideales; Saccotheciaceae.
AUGAAGUCUUUCUCAAUUCUCGCAGGCCUCGUUGGUCUUGCGUCUGCCAGCAACUGGAACGAGACAUGGACCCACUCUUCCUCUUCGUCUACUUCCUGUUCGUCUGACUUGACUUUGUCCUCCUCUUCCUCGGUCCUGGAGCACCAGCCCACUGGCUGGGUCAAGCCUACCGGCUGGGUCUCUGAGUCGAGCUCCUCUGCUUCCGAGUCCAAGCCUACCGGUUGGGUUAAGCCCAGCGGUUGGGUCCCUGAGCACAGCUCGUCGGUUGCUUCUUCCUCUUUUGAGCAGAAUGCUACCUCUACCCUCGUCACCUAUGUUACCACCACAGUAUGCCCUGCAACCACUGUUGUGAACGGUCACACUUCCGUGUAUACCACAACUUCUACACUUACCGUCACUAGCUGCAAGGGCGGCUGCUCCAAGCCCACCUCAGCCCCUUCGACCUGGGUUCCCUCUCCCAACGCCACAAGCACAGAGACUGUAUACACAACCACAUCGCUGUGCCCAGUGACUACCGUCAAGCAAGGCCAUACCUUCACAUACUUCACUACGAGCACUAUUGUUGUCACCAGCUGCAAGGGCGGCUGCUCUAAGCCUACCCAAUCUGUUCCGGACACUACCAAGACUUCGGAAGUCUACACAACGACCACUGUCUGCCCAGUCACUGAGACCACCGUCAGUGCUGGCAAGACCCUGACAAAGACGUACACUACGACUUCGACCCAAACUUUGACCUCGUGCAAGGGCGGCUGCUCUAAGCCUACCGAGACCCCCAAGCAGUCCUCCCAGAGUGUUUGGACUGCUCCUUACCCGAUCCAGAAUGCAACCACUCAGGGCCAUGCUGGUCCUUCUGGUGUCGCUCCCUCUGGUUGGGUCCCCGUUCCUGUCCACUCUCAAAAGACCAAGACCGUGACUGAAUCUGUCGUUACCACCGUGACUACUUGCUCAUCCGGCGAAGUUAUCACCACCGGCGGCUCGACGACCACUUUGACUCGCCCCUCGGUCAUCACAACCACCUACACUAGCUACGCUACCAUCACCGCACCUACUCAGGGCCAUAUCGUUCCCACUGCUCCUGUCUACAGCAAUGGAACCACCAAGUACAUCACCGAUGUUACAACCACUUAUCUGACCACAUGCCCUGUGACCAGCUCCUACGUCACUGGCGGUGUUACCAAAACAACAUCGUACAUCACCGUUUCGACCGCAACUUCGAUUAUCAAGGUUACCAAGUCCGGCUCAGUCCUGAUUCCUGCUACUUCUGCUCCUGAGGCACCCAAGCCCACCACCCUCACCAGAUACAGCACUACUGAGAUCACUGUUUCUUGCAAGAAGUGCGCCUCGGGAAGCCAGGUCAUUACCAGCUCGUACCCCGUCGUUGUUGUCUCAACUCCUGCUUCUUCGCCAGUGUCCGCUGUUGGAAACUCUUCGCCUGUCUCUUCUGGAAAGGUUACCGUUGUCGUCCCUGUCACACAAUACACCACAACUUGCCCCUACACCACCACUGAUGAGCACGGCUCGACUUCCGUCUUCUUGACAACCUCGAUCGUUAGCCACCCUGCCGAGAGCACCAAGGUCUCUUCCGCACCAGUCCAGAGCCAGCCCGCGUCAUCGCCUGUUGCCCCUGUCCAAUCGAGCAAGCCUGUGGUUCCUACCACUGCACCUGUUCAGUCUGCCCCCGUUGAGAGCCACCCUGCCCAGAGCUCCAAGGUUGAGACCACUGCACCUAUCCAAUCUGCUCCUGCUCAGAGCACCAAACCUGUCGAGUCUGCCCCCGUCCAGAGCACCAUGCCCGUCGAGUCUGCUCCCGUCCAGAGCACCAUGCCCGUCGAGUCUGCUCCCGUCCAGAGCACCAUGCCCGUCGAGUCUGCUGUUCAGAGCACCAUGCCCGUCGAGUCUGCUCCCGUCCAGAGCACCAUGCCCGUCGAGUCUGCUGUUCAGAGCACCAUGCCCGUCGAGUCUGCUCCCGUCCAGAGCACCAUGCCCGUCGAGUCUGCUGUUCAGAGCACCAUGCCCGUCGAGUCUGCUCCCGUCCAGAGCACCAUGCCCGUCGAGUCUGCUGUUCAGAGCACCAUGCCCGUCGAGUCUGCUCCCGUCCAGAGCACCAUGCCCGUCGAGUCUGCUGUUCAGAGCACCAUGCCCGUCGAGUCUGCUCCCGUCCAGAGCACCAUGCCCGCCGAGUCUGCUCCUGCCACCACUCCCGUUGCCAGCUCGCCCGUCAAGCCCACUGGUAACGUUGUCACUCAGAUCAGCGACGGUCAGAUCCAGGCUCCUGGCCCUUCAUCUGCUCCCGUUGCCCCCGUCAGCUCCGGCCCCGCCGCCUCUUCCAUCAAGUCUGUCCUGAGCAGCUCUGUUCAGGUCAACGUUCCUAGCAGCACCAGCGCCACUGUCGCCUCUGCUACCACCUCAACACCUGCUCAGUACACCGGUGCUGCCAGCAAGAGCAAUGCAAGCUUCAUGGCUGCCGCCGCCGCCAUGGUUGCUGUCUUCUUCUUCUAG